GCCGUGGACUCGCCGUAUCUUUGGUUCCCCACAAACCCCGCAAAAAGACCCCUCCGCAAGUGCUCCGCCCACCAUCUCUCCUUUCUCAUGGCGGCACACGAGGCCUCUGCCGGCGGCGGCGAGGGUGCGCGCUGCACUCCUCCGCGCCCCGCGCUCUCGCUACCCCCGCGCUCCGCCGUCGAAUCCUUCUUCGGCUCUGGCGCCACCGCCGCGUCCUUUGCCGAGACCAGCCCCGGACCGGUCACCCUCGCCGCCGCGCUCUUCCCGGACAUGCCCUCCUCGGCCUUCCACGGCUCCUUCACCCAGCUCCUUGUCGGCGCCAUGGGCUCCCCAGCCGCACCCCCUUUCCCUCCCUCACCGUUCGCCGUGCCACCGGGGCUCAGCCCCACCGCUCUCGUCGGCCCCCCUUCGCUCUUCUCCCCUAUGGGGAAUUUUGAAAUGUCCCAUCAGCAAGCGUUAGCCCAAGUAACAGCACAAGCAGUCCAUUCUCAGUAUACUGUUGGCAGUCAAGCAGAUUACUCACUCCCUUUCUCAUCGGCAACAUCAGCUUUGACAUCACAGUUCAUCAAAUCUUCUGCAAAUGUGACAUCAAUGAAGGAGACAGCAACUCUGCCACUGCAUACAGUUAAUGAUAACCUUAAGUCAAAUGAGGUUUCACAAGGAUUCCAAACUUUGGCCCUCACCGUGGAUAAACCUGCUGAUGAUGGGUACAAUUGGCGAAAGUAUGGCCAGAAGGCAGUUCAGGGUGGAGAGUAUCCAAGGAGCUACUAUAAAUGCACCCAUGCGAGCUGUCCAGUUAAGAAGAAAGUGGAGCACUCAGCAUAUGGACAGAUUACUCAAAUAAUUUAUAGAGGCCAGCAUAACCACCAGCGUCCACCAAAAAGGAGGUCCAAAGAUGGUGGCAAUUUACUAAAUGAAGAUGAUUUCCCUGAGAACAGAGACGCGUUGACUCGAUCAGAACCAGGCUCUCAAGAUCAUUCUGGAAAAGUUGAGGUAUCAAAUGAUGGCAUCACAGGGCUUUCAAUGUCUAAGAGGAGAGACGGAGGUGAUCAAUCGUCUGGCUCAAGUGAUAGAGAGGAGGACAAUGAUGAAGCAGGUGAUGAUAAUGGAGAUGCUGGUAUUGUGAAUGCAAACAAAAGGCAUGUGCCGGUGCCAGCUCAAAGAAUCAUCGUGCAAACAACCAGUGAAAUUGAUCUUUUGGAUGAUGGCUACCGGUGGCGCAAGUACGGGCAGAAAGUGGUAAAAGGGAAUCCUCAUCCAAGGGCAGAGGGGUUGGGAGGUGAGCAAAUGUCCCUUGCGCAUUCUGGUUGUCUACGGCAGAGGGGCUGGGAGGAGUUACUACAAAUGCACGUACCAGGGUUGCGGUGUAAAGAAGCAUAUCGAAAGAUGUUCGCAAGACCCAACGGCGGUGAUAACUACAUAUGAAGGCAAGCAUAGCCAUGAUGUGCCAGCAGCUAGGAGCAGCGUGGCUGCUGCUGCCAGUGCCAAUGCAUCCUCUUCCAUUAGCUUACUACAUAGAGGGCAGAAGGCAGCAUCCAGUAGCCAACGGGUGUUGCCCAGAGCAGCAGUGCAUACAUCAGAUUCUUCCUUGCAGCUAAAAGAAGAAAAUGAGAUAACAUAAACUUUUGGAGUACUUAGUGAGGUAAAUUAUUCCAAUAUAUUAGCCCAUUUCUGGUUGUGCUGCUGCAUUGGUUCAAAUCGAGAGGAUAUUCUUCCACGAGCCUUGCUUGCACAGAGUCUGUGUUGCAGCACUGCAUCUUGCGUGCUGUACUCCCAUUGGUUUUAAAUUGUACUGGUCUCUAUUCCAUGGAAAAACUGUAGGUGACGGAGGUUUCGUUGUUGCAAGUGUAUAUGCUCGAGUUGUACUCCCUCCAUUCCAAAAUAGAUGACCCAACUUUAUACUAACUUCGUACUCCCUCCGUCCCAAAAUUCUUGUCUUAGAUUAGUCUAGAUACGGAUGUAUCUAAUACUAAAACGUGACUUGAUACAUCCGUAUUUAGACAAAUCCAAGACAAGAAUUUUGGGACGGAGGGAGUACAGAAUUGAGUCAUCUAUUUUGAAACGGAGGGAGUAGCUCUUACCUGAUAACCUCAUUUGUACAUAUAUCUCCGUAAGUGUCAUUUGACAGGAUGUAUUAAAGUCUUAAUUGAUGAACAAGGCAAUGGCCUUCCGUCAAUCUCCUUUCAGUUUGUCGUCGCAGCGGAAUGUGCCUCGGUGGACCCGAGGCAAAAGAAAGAAUCAAAUUGUUCUGAUGCUUGUGUCUCGUAAAAGCGAAAUAUUCUUUGAA
Triticum aestivum (bread wheat) is the source of this 2287-nucleotide messenger RNA. RefSeq names its product probable WRKY transcription factor 3. Lineage: Eukaryota; Viridiplantae; Streptophyta; Magnoliopsida; Poales; Poaceae. The transcript is spliced from 5 exons. Bases 88 to 1425 code for a protein of 445 amino acids. Gene Ontology annotation, biological process: regulation of DNA-templated transcription. The record is from RefSeq and is a predicted model, not a curated record. Gene Ontology annotation, molecular function: DNA-binding transcription factor activity; sequence-specific DNA binding.